Molecule: messenger RNA, 736 nt
Organism: Capsella rubella
Lineage: Eukaryota; Viridiplantae; Streptophyta; Magnoliopsida; Brassicales; Brassicaceae
Product: glutaredoxin-C7
Exons: 1
Coding region: 60-470 (136 amino acids)
Biological process (GO): negative regulation of DNA-templated transcription; anther development
Cellular component (GO): cytoplasm; nucleus
Source: RefSeq, a predicted model, not a curated record
UUCUCGCUCUUUUUGCUCGUACGUUGUUAUUUCUUCGUUCGUUUCAACAAAAAAAAAAAAUGCAGUACCAGACAGAAUCAUGGGGUUCGUACAAGAUGAACAAACUAGGAUUCGGCGGUGUGGGUAUGGUGGCUGACACUGGUCUGCUUCGCAUUGAGUCUCUUGCCGCAGAGAGCGCCGUCGUGAUAUUCAGCGUGAGCACGUGCUGCAUGUGCCACGCCGUGAAAGGUCUCUUCCGAGGAAUGGGCGUCAGCCCCACCGUCCACGAGCUCGACCUCCACCCCUACGGCGGCGACAUCCAGCGAUCCCUUAUCCGUCUCCUCGGCUGCUCCGGCUCCUCUUCUCCGGGUUCCCUUCCCGUCGUCUUCAUCGGCGGCAAACUUGUCGGAGCUAUGGACAGAGUCAUGGCUUCCCACAUCAACGGCUCUCUCGUUCCUCUUCUCAAAGACGCCGGCGCUCUUUGGCUUUGAUCCUCUUUUCCCUGUCUGCUUUUUUUUUUUUUUUUUUUUGUCUAAAAGCUAAGGCUAUAGCUCUCUGUCUAAUUAAGAUAAUGGGUUAAGGAAGUCUAGGAAAACUAAUCGAGAUGCUGUAAUGACAGGUUUAGGUUAUAGUUUGUAAUUAGAGAGACUUGUGUGUUUGUUUUAAAGCUCAUCUUUCUCUCCCCCAUCCCCCUGCUCUUCAUCUCUUCUUAUUAAUCUUUCAAAUUUAUUAAAUUAGAUGAUUUUCCAUUUUGCUA